GCCAACGGCGGCGCGAAGCGCCAGAAGACCUCGCACCAGAGCUACGUCGCGUACCAAAAACAGGGCAUCCGGCGGAGCACGCGGCACCGCAAGGUCCGGGGGGAGAAGGCGCUGCUCGUUUCUGCCAACCAGACGUUGAAGGAGCUGAAAAUCCAGAUCAUGCAUGCAUUUUCAGUUGCCCCCUUCGACCAGAACCUGUCGAUCGACGGGAAGAUCCUGAGCGAUGACACGGCCACGCUCGGCAGCCUGGGAGUCAUCCCCGAAUCCGUCAUUUUAUUAAAGGUAACGUGGGAGCGAGGUGGCCGUGGCCGCCCGCUGCUCUUGCUGCUUGUCCUUCACGCUUGGGAGCAAUAA
Messenger RNA from Tinamus guttatus (white-throated tinamou), 354 nucleotides. Lineage: Eukaryota; Metazoa; Chordata; Aves; Tinamiformes; Tinamidae. The record is from RefSeq and is a predicted model, not a curated record.